This is a messenger RNA of Acytostelium subglobosum LB1, 669 nucleotides long. RefSeq lists its product as hypothetical. The record is from RefSeq and is a predicted model, not a curated record. The transcript has a single exon. The annotation marks the transcript as partial. NCBI's taxonomy places the organism in Eukaryota, Evosea, Eumycetozoa, Acytosteliales, Acytosteliaceae.
AAGGUACUUGGCGUCAACUUCACCAAGCAGGGCAUCUACUCCAAGUCCGAAAGCACCACACUGCGGUCCAAGGUUGCAGCUCUCAAGUCUUACGCCCUCCCCCCUCUGAUGUACCACUUCUAUCUGGACUCACCGACCAAGUGGCAGAUCAAGAAGAUCGAAAACCUCACCAAAUGGUUCAUCUCAGCCCCCAAGACCACCGCCUACGGCUCCAGCUUCAUCAAUACGAUGGCACUGGACCGCGCCGGCUUCCAUUGGGAUCAAAGUUGCCUCAACCUCUGGGACAUUGGACUCAGAUCAAUUGCCUACAAGGUAUGGGUGUUCAAUCGUUUCCUCAACACCCCAGCCCAUCUCACCCAUGGCUACCUGGACUCGUGGAGAACUCAACACCGCAACGCCAGGAAGCGCCUGGGAGGCAAGUUCACUGGCCUCUUCCGCAAGUUCCACACACCUUGGAUGGAGUUCCGCUCCGCCCACCUCUCCAGCCAUAGCGACAAGGUACCUCUCUUGGAUAGCAAUGGUGUCACCCUCAGUCUGAAAGACAUCUAUGCCAUCCUCUGGAAGGCAAAGUAUUGGCGUCAUUUAUUUGCAAUAAUAAUAAACUUCCACUCUAGUCAAAAAAAAAAAAAAAAAAAACUUCCAGAGUCGAAUGAUUUGAUUUCCAAAGUG